AUGGUCAAAGCUGAGACACUGGAUGAAGAUGCAUCCCGACUGAGGAAAGCAAUGGAAUCCAAUGAGCCCAAGUUUGAAACCGAACACUCGGCUGUACCUGGGAGGCAUCCUUGCUAUGACCUGGAGUUUCAUUCCUUCACUACGUCAGCAAUUAGCACCACAGCUCUGUUUCCAAAGUGCUGCCAACUAAAUUUCCUGGUUGACCUAAUCGACGCCUGUAGCAUUCGCAGUGAAGCACUCGAAAAGAAAGACAAGAAAGGCUUCACCUGCUUGAUUUCUGCAUGCCGAGGAGCUGUUAAAGUGAACAUUGAAGUUGACAACGAAGAAGACAGUGGUGCUGAAAGUGAAGAAGAGGAAGAAUCUCAUCAGAAGAAGGGAGAAUCAGAUAAAAGAAACCAAGAGAAAAGUGAAGAUGAGGAUGAAGAAGAGACUGCAGCAGAACGUAGGCGAAGAUACAGAAGACGACGGAUGAAAGAUGAUGGAAAAGAGGGGAACGAAUCAGAUGGAGAAGCCCGCAAAAGCAGGAAGAACAGAGCAAAUCAGAAGACCAAGGAGGAGUCUCGGGAAGAUAGUGAUGAUGAGGAAGACGUGGUGAAAGACCACAAGAAUGACAAGAAAAAAGAGAAAAAGAAGAAAAAGAAAGAUAAAAAGAACAAAGGACCAAGCUCUGAUUCAAGUUCUGAAGAAGAACUUACAGAGGAGGAACUGGCCAAGCUGAAGGAAGCAGUGGAGGAGAAAAAGAAGCUAAUUGCCACAUUAAGGAACAAGCCUUGGAAUAUGAAAAAGAAACUGAAAAUCUUGAAAGAUGCCCAAUGUUUUGUGGAAAAAUUUGAAGGAGCUCUUGGCAAAGGCAAAGGGAAGAAAUUUUAUGCAUAUAAAGUUAUGAUGAUGAAAAAAUGGAUGAAAUUUCAACGCGAUUUUGAGAAUUUUAAAACAGCCUGCAUACCCUGGGAAAUGAAAAUAAAAGAAAUUGAAAGUCAUUUUGGCUCUUCUGUUGCAUCCUACUUCAUAUUUUUGCGAUGGAUGUAUGGAAUAAAUAUAGUUCUGUUUGGACUGACCUUUGGUCUUGUCAUAGUGCCCGAGGCAUUGAUGGGGAAACCAUACGGAACUUUACCUAGAAAAACUGUGCCAAGAGCAGAGGGAGCGAGUGCGAUGAACUUUGCCACGUUGUGGGACUUCAGUGGCUUUGCACAAUAUUCUGUCCUCUUUUACGGCUAUUACAAUAACCGGAGAACAAUUGGGUGGUUGAAGUUCCGGAUGCCUCUCUCUUACUUUUUGGUUGGAGUUGGGACCAUCGCUUACAGUUUCAUGGUUGUCAUCCGCACAAUGGCAAAGAAUGCACAUGACGAUGGUGGCGGAGAUGAUAACAGUUUCAACUUCAGCUGGAAAAUGUUCACCAGCUGGGAUUACUUGAUUGGCAAUCCUGAAACAGCAGAUAACAAAUUUGCAUCAAUAACGACGAGCUUUAAGGAAGCGAUUCUGGAGGAGCAAGAGAACCGAAAAGAGGAGAACAUCCAUUUGACGCGGUUCCUGAGGGUUCUUGCUAAUUUCUUUGCCCUCUGCACACUGGCUGGGAGUGGUUAUCUGAUCUACUUUGUUGUACGGCGAUCUCAGAAAUUUGCGUUGGAAGGCCUUGAAAACUAUGGAUGGUGGGAGAGGAAUGAAGUGAACAUGGUCAUGUCCCUUCUGGGAAUGUUCUGCCCUACUGUAUUUGAUGUCAUCAGUGCUCUGGAAAACUAUCACCCUCGAAUAGCCCUCCGGUGGCAGCUGGGGCGCAUCUUUGCUCUCUUCCUGGGCAACCUGUAUACCUUCAUUAUCGCUCUCAUGGAUGAAAUCAACCUCAAGCUGGAAGAAGAGAAGAUUGUAAAACAGAACAUGACAAUUUGGCUGACAAACCUGUACAAUGGGACGCUUCCUGAAAAUGUCACUGCUGCUACCCUACAAGUGGACCCUGCCGAUGUCCCUAGAGGCCCAUGUUGGGAAACAAUGGUUGGUCAGGAAUUUGUGCGGCUAACAGUCUCUGACACUGUGACAACCUACAUCACAAUUUUAGUUGGUGAUUUCCUAAAAGCUGUCUUCGUCAGGUUUUUCAAUUACUGCUGGUGCUGGGACUUGGAAUAUGGCUUUCCUUCAUAUUCAGAAUUUGACAUUAGUGGAAAUGUGUUGGGUCUGAUCUUCAAUCAAGGCAUGAUCUGGAUGGGCUCUUUUUAUGCACCAUGUCUCCCAGCGAUCAACGUCCUCCGUCUCCAUACGUCCAUGUACCUGCAGUGUUGGGCUGUGAUGUGCUGUAACGUCCCCCACGAGAGAGUCUUCAAAGCCUCACGAUCAAACAACUUCUACAUGGCCAUGCUGUUAUUUAUCCUCUUUCUCUCCACGCUGCCGGUUGUCUACACAAUUGUUUCCAUUCCGCCGUCUUUUGAUUGUGGUCCAUUCAGUGGAAAAACCAGAAUGUUUGAGGUCAUUGGAGAAACUCUGGAGCAUGAUUUCCCUUCCUGGUUUCGGAAGGUUUUUAAUCUUUUAUCAAACCCUGGUGUGAUCCUGCCCUUCAUACUGUUGAUGGUCCUGAGUAUCUACUAUCUCAAUGCUACUUCAAAAGCGUACAUGGAUUUGAACAUGGAGCUCAAGAAGAAAUUGCAAAAUCAAGCUGAGGAAAACAAAAGAAGAAACAAGCAAAAAGCAGAGCAACCCCGGGAUACUGAAGAAAUCUCCAUUGAGACACAGCCCAAACAGAACAAUCCAAAAGGGGGUCAAGAUAAAGAAAAGAGAGAAAAGGAGCCCAAGAAAAAGUUGGUUGAACAGCAGGAGGAAAGGCCUGGUGGCGUUGCAAAUGGAAACUACUCUCCUUACAGCAGAGGACGAGGUGGCCUUGCGCCUCCCCCACAUAUAGCAGUGACUCGGCCACCAAUUCCAAGGGGCCAUGGCAUGAAUGGACACACUCCUGGGGACCCACGCUUUGGAGGCUUUUCGCCAAGAAUGCCAGAACCGCCUCUAAAUCACUGA
This is a messenger RNA of Rhineura floridana, 3000 nucleotides long. It is a transcript of the gene TMC1, whose product is annotated as transmembrane channel like 1. Gene Ontology annotation, molecular function: mechanosensitive monoatomic ion channel activity. The record is from RefSeq and is a predicted model, not a curated record. Bases 1 to 3000 code for a protein of 999 amino acids. Gene Ontology annotation, cellular component: plasma membrane. The transcript is spliced from 22 exons. NCBI's taxonomy places the organism in Eukaryota, Metazoa, Chordata, Lepidosauria, Squamata, Rhineuridae. Gene Ontology annotation, biological process: detection of mechanical stimulus involved in sensory perception of sound; vestibular reflex.